Molecule: messenger RNA, 1404 nt
Organism: Plasmodium inui San Antonio 1
Lineage: Eukaryota; Apicomplexa; Aconoidasida; Haemosporida; Plasmodiidae
Product: 26S proteasome regulatory subunit N5
Exons: 2
Coding region: 1-1404 (467 amino acids)
Cellular component (GO): proteasome regulatory particle, lid subcomplex; nuclear proteasome complex; cytoplasm
Source: RefSeq, a predicted model, not a curated record
AUGGAAGACAACGCGGCGAAGAUCAUCGGCUGUCAUGACAGCCUGCUGACGGACCCCAGGAUCGCGCAAGACUUCAGCGCAGAGACAGACGAGCUGCUGGCGGAGGCGGAGAAUCUCUUCAAGGUGGGCGACGGCGAUCUGGCCAUGGAGAAGCUUAUCGCCUUGGAGAAGAAGUGCAGACAAGCGUACGACGGAAACUCCACGAGCAAAAUUGUCCGAUUUAUCCUAAACCAGUACAAGCUAGUGGGUGACUACAAAAGGAUUAAUGAGUAUCUGGUGUUUUUUAAUAAGAAGAGAGGACAGCUCAAAAAAACCAUCAUCGAUAUGAUAAACCUUUGCAAGUUAUGGAUCCCGGAGGUGGAGAGCAAAGCAGAUAAGCUGAACCUGAUUAAUACCCUAUGCACGAUCAGCGAGGGAAAAAUCUUCGUCGAGGUGGAGCGCUCAGAAAUAGUGAGGGUGCUAUCCAAAAUGAAAGAGGACGACGGAGACAUAGAAGAAGCAGCCAACAUUUUGCAGGACGUCCAAGUGGAGACAUUCAUAUCGAUGGAUAAAAGGGACAAGACAGAAUACAUCCUGGAGCAGAUGAGGUUAGUCCUGCUAAGGAAGGACUUCAUUCGGUGCCACGUAAUCAGUCGCAAGAUAAACCCCGCGCUGUUAAAAGCUCCCGAAUUUGCCGAUUUGAAAUUAAAAUACUUCAUGUACAUGAUAGAGUAUCAUAUUAAUGAGGAGGCGUAUGACGAGGUAGCCAAAUGUUACGAGGAGCGAUUCAACACAGAACCCGUUUUGGCAGAUGCAAAUUUAUGGGUAGAAGAAUUAAAAUGCUACAUCAUCUUCUUAGCACUCUCCCCAUUUGAAGAGCAACAAACAAAAUUACCCAACUUACUGAAAACGGAAAAAAAGAAGUUAAAAGAAAUCCCCGUCUUCCAAAAUAUCGUCGAAGACUUUAUUAACAUGGAUCUGAUCCAGUGGCCCCUUCCCUACGAAGAGGAACUCCUUCACUUUUACAUCUUCGACGACUCGAAAUUUGUUGGGGGUCAGAACAGAUGGAACCUCUUUAAGAAGAAAGUCAUGCACCACAACAUCCACGUCAUAUCAAACUGCUACUGCCAGAUAUCGCUACUUCGCUUAUCCCAACUCCUCAACGCAUCUGUGGAAGACUCAGAAAACCUCCUAUCCGAAUUGGUCUCUAACAAGAUAUUGAAUGCCAAAAUAGACAGACUCCACGGAAUCAUUAAAUUCGGUCAGAAGAAAAACCCUGAAGUGUUGCUCAACAACUGGUCAUCACAGAUUCAUCAGAUCCUUAACCUCCUGGAGGAGUCCUCUCAUCUCAUACAGAAGGAACGCAUGCUUCACGAGGCCAAGCUGAAGCGUAUGCAGUUGGAGAGCAAGAAUAUGUCUCUUUAG